Linum trigynum is the source of this 2531-nucleotide messenger RNA. Lineage: Eukaryota; Viridiplantae; Streptophyta; Magnoliopsida; Malpighiales; Linaceae. The record is from the annotation of a GenBank genome assembly.
GUGCUGGGCAAGGCAACACUGGUAAAUGGUAAAAUCAUGGGCCGGCACCAAUGAAGUUAAAUACACAGCAGCAAUGGGCCAUGUGGAAAUUGGAAAGAAACUUGUUGAAUCUUGCCGGUUGAUUAAUUGAGCCGGGGGAAGUUCUGAGCCAAGAUUGGCCCAGCAGAAAGCUCGUAUUAUUUGAGCCCAUGCGACGAGCUUCAAUUGGGCUUUGGUCCUCUUGAGAAUCUUUCUCAGUUUUCCCCUUCUGUCCUCAGCAGCGCCAGCAGCGAGAAAAGGAGAAAGAAAGGCAACAGAUCAAAAUCCCCCAUUUUUCAUCUUCUUCAUCGUUCAUACGUUCGUCGAUUGGAGGGCAAAUUUCAGUGGAAACGUUGCAGCAAUGGAAGCACCAGGAUCAUCGAAGCCCAUGAUCGCAACGCAGGCGGAGAUGGUGGAAGCGAGAGUACCCAUGGCGUACAGAGACCAGUGCGCCCACCUUCUCAUCCCGCUCAAUAAGUGCCGCCAGGCCGAGUUCUAUUUGCCUUGGAAGUGCGAGAACGAGCGCCAUUCCUACGAGAAGUGCGAGUACGAGCUCGUGAUGGAGAGGAUGCUCCAGAUGCAGAAGAUCCGCGAAAAGGAGGCCAAUUUGAAACUACCUAACAAAGGAGGUGUUGCUAUCGGUCUCAUCCCCAAGACUGCCAAUGCCUAGACCCAACCACUCCUGGUAUUCUUCUUUGAUCAAUUCGACUUCUUUCAUGCCUCAAUUUCCCUCAAUUCGGAUUAGGACAUCUCUCAUUUGCUAAUGCGCUUUCCAGGAAGUUGCUCGAAUUUUAAUCGAGGUGGUGCUUGUGUUCGUUGUUCUCUUGUAUUAGGUUCCCUUUUUUUCCUUUGUUUCUUCUGGUCCUUCUGCUGGGACUACUCGUGAUUUUCACCUAGGAGCCAUAUGUUUUGAUCAUUUUUCUGUUAAUUAGACUUGGAUUUAGUGAAUUGCAGACUUAGUUCUUGAUAGAUUUGGUAUUUUUCCUGAAUGGUAGAUUCAGUUCUUAAUCCUGUUGGGUAAUGGCCGGAUAGUAAAUUUCUUGAUCACAUUUUGCGUGAGAAAAGGCACUAAUACUCUGUUUUAGGAACCUUGUGAGUUGUGGGUCACUUUCCUCUAGGCCUUUCAGUUUGCAAUACAAGUUAUAAUAGACAAUGUGUUUGAAGCCCUUGCUGCUGGCUUGAGGAUUUGCAUGCUUCCUUUAGACAGAUUUUUCAUUAGGUUUGGACGAUCGAGAAAAAUUGUGCGAGAUUCAGAGGAUUUUAGCAAUUUAUCUUCCCAAGUUUGGUAUAUGGAGACAAUAAUUGUGGAUACAUGCUUUAGAAACUCAUUGUUCUUGGUUGAGGGAUUAACUUGAGAAAAUAUGUUAGAGUUGAUUAAAAGCAAGUCCUCUUGUUGAGUUCCGGAAAGACAACCUUUACUGAACUUACAUUUCUACAUAAACUGAGUUAAUAUUUGGAGGAGGAUGGAAGGCCUUUUCUAUUGAUACCUGAAGCCUCUUUCUUCAGGGGAGACUGAUCUACUUGUGUGGGAUAAGCGAAUAAAGGUAGGUAAUGAGAUAAGCGGAGGAGGAAUUUGCUUCCUUUUUCAUGGAAGAGGAUUUGUUCCGUCAUUUUAGCCUGCACCUUUUUGUUAAUAACUACUCACGUCAAAUGAGAACCAGGAAUCAAAGCAAUGCUUAAGAAAACUAACCCAUUCGUUAAUGUUGUCAUCCUCACCAGGAAAGCAGUAGUAGGGUAUGCUGUUACAAAUAAUGGUGUUUUACUUGGACUGUUCAUUGUAUUAAACAAUUUUACAUACACGUUCUUUGUGAGUACUAAGCAGCCUGAGUAAUGGUAUUUAUACGCAAUUGUUCCCCUGGGUUGUACAAAUCGUUAAAAUUUUGAAUCUUGAUUCUACUUGGAUGCAAGGGCACUCUGGAUGUAUUUCUCAGCCAGUGUACUCUAGUGUGUAAACUACAGUGGAUCAAAUUCAUCCUUGGUUAUUGUCUCGUAUGGCUGUGUUAUUGGCCAAAUUUUCCUUUUAGUAAAGAUGGAGAAUGAAGUAUGUCUCCCUCUCCCUUGCUUCGUCAUGAUAUAUUUAUGUUUACUGUCUUCUACAUCCAUUCGUUGACCGAGCUUGUCUAUGGUCUAUGAUGGACCAAUAGUGUCUUAAUAUAUCCCCUUCUUUCUGGAUAUUGAUCCACUUUCAGUUAGCUGGGUGCUAACUUCAGCAAAUGGAAACUUGGGAUCCGGUUAAGGAUGUUUUGAAACUCCUUGAUUUCUUGAUUGUCAUCAUAUUUUGUCUUUGUUACUCAGCUGGUAGCUGUAUACCCUUGAAUGUUUGUUACAAAAAAUUUCACUGUUUCAAUUCAAAUAGAGUACAAAUGUCCAAAUUACUCAUUCAAAACCUUUUCUCCUUUGUCAUGGAAUUGAACUGCCUGAAGUUUGUGAAAGCACUAAGUUAGGUUUUUUUUUUUUAUAAUGGAAAGCACUAAGUUAGGUUGAAUUUGCAUGAAGAAAUGCAAUGCUUGUUC